AUGCACAUCACUUUGCAUUCGGAAGUGCCAGUGAUCUCUAGUCCCACCAGCUGCGGUAGCCAGGAUCCUCCCCGGAGACCUCAAUCGGAAGCACUUGACACUAAGAAAGAAUGGCAUUUACUAGUGGCCUAAACUUAGGGCCAUAAAACCCAUUAGCCGCCCGAUGUGUGCUCAACAAACAUUGUGUGGUGAGCAUCCACCCACUAGCAAGGGGAGUCCCUCCCUAUAAAUGAGCCUCGGGGAGCAGCAUCCCCUCAAACCCGGUUCCCCACUGCCCUUGCCGGUUCCCCAUAGAUUCCCCUCUAGCCAUCGGCAACAUGAAGGUCUCCGUCUGGGCUCUCUUCUUCCUGUCAGCCCUGGUGGCCAUCUCGGGGGCCAGAGGCAAGGAGGUCCUGAAGGUGUGUGGGCGAGAUUUCAUCAGGGCGAUCGUCUACACCUGUGGCAGCUCUCGCUGGAAGAGAGACCUGCACAAUGCCCUGGAAGACGGAGCGGAAGGAGAGUUCGAGGCGCCGAACGAAUAUGGAGCUUCCGAAGACCUCGUGGAGCCCAGCCUCUUCUCCGUCGAGUCCCCUGCCGGCGAAACCCGCACCCAGAAGCACCGGCCAGCGGGCACCGCGCAACGGAAGAGGCAGGCGGACAUGGCGGACCUGGCCACCUUCUGCUGCCGGACGGGCUGCACCGCCACAGAACUGAGCAAGCUGUGCUAGGGCCCGCGGGCGGGCGGCCGGGGCCGGGGAAACCCGCGCUUUCAAACCAAUAAACAGAUGCACGAG
This is a messenger RNA of Antechinus flavipes (yellow-footed antechinus), 773 nucleotides long. It is a transcript of the gene INSL5, whose product is annotated as insulin like 5. Gene Ontology annotation, molecular function: hormone activity. The transcript is spliced from 2 exons. Gene Ontology annotation, biological process: positive regulation of feeding behavior. The record is from RefSeq and is a predicted model, not a curated record. Gene Ontology annotation, cellular component: extracellular region. Bases 318 to 707 code for a protein of 129 amino acids. Lineage: Eukaryota; Metazoa; Chordata; Mammalia; Dasyuromorphia; Dasyuridae.